UCUGUGCAGGGCAAUUCAUGGAAAAACCUCGUGCGCUCUGCUAUACCAUCGCAGCCGUGUAGUUUUACGAUCAUCGUCGUCGCCAUAGUUUUCGUCCGUUGUGCCAUAACCGAUACUCGUCAUAUUGUCGUCAUAAAUUCGAUUGAUCAAACAUAAAAUUAUCAGCAAUGUCGAGAUUUUUCGUAAAAGUCGUACUCGCGGUGGCGAUCUCAUCCUCGUUAGUAGCGGCUCAACAGCCUGAAGCUCGUAAAAUCGAUACUGGUCUCGGAGACUUUAAGGUGGUGUUCAAGGUGUUUCAAGACUGUUCAAAGGCACAGUUCGGACCGUGUCUCAAACACAAGAUAUUGACAGCCCUCGACCGGAUUAACGAACAACCAGAAAUGGAAUUGUUCGAUGGCGUUCGAUUGGUCAAAGAUCCGGCUGUUGCUCUAAAUGACGUUGCCGAUGACAUAUCUUCAGCCAGGUCUGCUGGUGAUGAUGAGACUGCCAGUCUGGAUACGCUGGUCAUAAAUAAAAUUGUAAACUUUUUCAAAAGCCGCAGUCUUCAAUUCAAACUUCUCGACAACGAAUCUAGAGAAAUGGCCGAUGGUCGCAAAAAGAGCAACAAAUACAACUCGCUGCUUAUGUACCCGUUUAUGAUGGGUGGCAUGACCAUACCGCUGGCUUUCGGCGUGCUCGCCUUGUUGGCCGGCAAGGCACUGAUCAUUGCCAAACUGGCGCUGGCCCUCUCCGCCAUCGUGGGUUUGAAAAAAUUGUUCAGUGAUCAAGGGGGCAGCAGCCACGAGUACAUCACCCACGGAGGCAGCGGUGGACAUUACCGCCGAAGCCUUCCCGGCGAAUCGAUUUCCGCAUCAAACAUGGCGUACAGCUCAUACAUGCCAGUGUAUGAGGAAUCCAUCCGGAGUACCACGUCCAACGCGAUUCCUCUGUGAUGAGUGACAAUAUAACGUUAUUCGACUACAUCAUCCAAUGUCUACUUCAUAUUCUAUGUAGAAGACAUUGGUUAUUAUUUAUUGACGGAUGGUAUAACAUUUAUAUUAUUAACUAGCAUUAUAAUUAUUAUUAUUAUUAUUAUUAUUAUUAUUAUUAUUGUAUUAUUUAUUUCUAAUCGAAUAAAUUCGAUUAGCCUUUAUAACUUAAAAUCUGUAUUGUACUAUAUAAUAUACAUGAUAU
Messenger RNA from Melanaphis sacchari, 1173 nucleotides. RefSeq lists its product as uncharacterized. The record is from RefSeq and is a predicted model, not a curated record. Bases 168 to 932 code for a protein of 254 amino acids. Lineage: Eukaryota; Metazoa; Arthropoda; Insecta; Hemiptera; Aphididae. The transcript is spliced from 3 exons.